Messenger RNA from Solea solea (common sole), 1827 nucleotides. RefSeq names its product tumor suppressor 2, mitochondrial calcium regulator a (gene tusc2a). NCBI's taxonomy places the organism in Eukaryota, Metazoa, Chordata, Actinopteri, Pleuronectiformes, Soleidae. The transcript has 4 exons. Gene Ontology annotation, cellular component: mitochondrion. The record is from RefSeq and is a predicted model, not a curated record. Gene Ontology annotation, biological process: inflammatory response; regulation of mitochondrial membrane potential. The coding region runs from base 805 to 1140 and encodes 111 amino acids.
CUCCUGUAUCUGGCACUGUUUAUUCAAGCAAGUUAUGACAGCAGUCACAUGACAAUAUACUAUCAUAUGUAUCAUCAAAGGUACUAAAGUCAAUUGUGGUCUUUAAAGAUAAUAUCAAAGUCAACGGUGGCUUUUGAAGAUAGUAUCAAAGCUCAUCACAGGACCACGAUACCACAAAAUGUAAUUCAUUGUUUUCCAAACCGUACAUUGCUGAAGAUAUUCAGUUUACUGUCAGGAAUAAAGAAACCAUAAAAUAUUUACAUACAAGAAGCAGGAGUCGGAAAACGUUAAGCUGCCGUUGUACCUCAUUUAACCCGAUUUCCACACAUACACUUGUCCCUUAAGCGAUUAAAAACAUGUUGAUAGUAUUAACAUUAACCCAUCUAAGAUGAAGCUGAGUAGUUGCAACACAUUUCCCCUUUAACUAAUGAGCUGCCGCCGGUGAAGUAUCAGCUGACCACCUCGUCGCUAAGACCAAAACAGCUAACACUAGCUUCGUUGCUACUGGUCGUACAUUUAUGACAGGAAAUGGCGGUGUAACGAUGUGCGCAACGGUACGAUAUUAAUCACGAGUCAGUUUUGUGACACUGCAUUUGUUUAUUUUUAUCGUGUAGGACAAUAAUAACAUUGUUAGUUGUGGAGACAUCUACCUUGUUGGGCUAGUGCGGGGCUACAGUGGCAGUAGCUAACAGGCUAGCUCACCUAUAUCUGCAGAUCCUGACUUUGACUUGGAUUUGAAAGCGUCGGGCCACCAGACGGAGUAAAAAACCUUAACCGGAGAAUGAAUAUGCCUUAUAUCUGAGGAUGGGAGGAAGUGGAUCCAAAGCCAAAGGUGCCUGGCCUUUCUCAGGCAGUGGAUCUGGGGGCGAUUCAGCCAGCGAAGGGAACGAGCAAACUUUGGCCCGUCUCAAAGGUUCCAGAAAUGCCACUCCAUUUGUUUUUACCAGGAGGAGUUCUUUAUAUUACGAUGAGGACGGUGACCUUGCACACGAGUUCUAUGAAGAGACCGUGGUGACAAAAAACGGCAGAAAGAAGUCCAAGUUGAAGAGGAUCCAGAAAAAUUUGAUUCCACAGGGAAUGGUUAAGCUCGACCUCCCCUGCAUUCAUGUAGAUUUCCCCAUCGUCCUCUGUGAGGUGUAAAACAAAGCAUCCGAUCUGAAUGAUCUGCCACGAGGUGCAGCCGCAGGUAUUCAUCUCAGAGUGUCGUCCCAGUCACGGUCCAGACUGGAACUGCUGUCAUAUGAAACUGAUAUAUUGAAUGAAAUGUUAUACAUUUCACUUCAGCUGUUCAGAGUUCCCUCUUCACUUAAAUCCAUAUCUUAAGAGUCACAAUAAGUAGUGAUGGUACAGAUUGUCUUUCCACUACCCAGCUGACAUGUAAGCAGACUUAAAGAAUACAUUCAAUAUUUGAGCCUCUUGUGAUUUUCAUGCAGGGAAAAAAAAUCUACUUGAUGUGAAAAAGGCUUUAAGAGUUUAUGCCUUCUGUGAGAUGUGUUAGACUCUGUAAGUGUCUUUGUGUAUGUACAUGUGGGCACUUAAGUUUGUCAGAGUGAAUGUGUGUGUAUGAGGGAUGCAAGUUGUGAUUACAGGGUAGAAAAAAAGAAGGAUUGUGAUAUUUAUCAUAUAUGUAUGUAUAUAUAUAUAUAUAUAUAUAUAUAUGCAUAUACAUAUACAUAUAUACAUACACACACAUAUAUAUGGACAUGUUCUGUGUCGUCAUGUCUGCAGUCUCCGGAGCUCAGACCUGCACUAGUGAACAUAAUGACCUGUAAAUAAUUUAAGAUUUCUUAGUUGGAAAUACUUGAAUAAAUGUUUUACUGAGCUGAA